This is a messenger RNA of Eurypyga helias (sunbittern), 1569 nucleotides long. It is a transcript of the gene OLFM3, whose product is annotated as olfactomedin 3. Lineage: Eukaryota; Metazoa; Chordata; Aves; Eurypygiformes; Eurypygidae. Gene Ontology annotation, biological process: signal transduction. The transcript is spliced from 7 exons. The record is from RefSeq and is a predicted model, not a curated record.
AUGAACCCGCCACUGCUGGCGCUUGGUGCUGCUCUCAGCACCAUGGCAAUGAUCUCUAGUGCGAUGUCCCAAACCUUCCCGUCUCUGAUAGGACUAAACCCCACCAGAAUAACCACUUCAGAUACUCCAACCCAGAUCAGCCCCAAGGAAGGGUGGCAAGUUUACAGCUCAGCCCAGGACCCUGACGGCCGCUGCAUUUGCACCGUUGUUGCCCCUGAACAAAAUCUCUGCUCACGAGAUGCCAAAAGCAGGCAGCUCCGACAGCUGCUGGAGAAGGUCCAGAAUAUGUCCCAAUCCAUUGAAGUGCUGAACCUGCGGACUCAGAGGGAUUUCCAGUACGUUUUAAAAAUGGAAACGCAAAUGAAAGGGCUGAAAGCCAAGUUUCGGCAAAUUGAAGAUGAUAGGACUACAUUAACUAAUAAAUAUUUUUAAGAGUUGAAGGAAAAGAUGGAUGAGCUCCUGCCUCUGAUCCCAGUUCUGGAACAAUACAAAACCGACGCCAAAUUAAUUACCCAGUUCAAGGAGGAAAUUAGGAACCUGUCUGCUGUCCUCACUGGGAUUCAGGAAGAAAUUGGUGCUUACGACUAUGAGGAACUACACCAGCGUGUACUCAGUUUAGAAACCAGGCUUCGAGACUGCAUGAAAAAGCUCACAUGUGGCAAAUUGAUGAAAAUUACAGGCCCCAUUACAAUCAAGAUAUCCGGAACCCGAUUUGGAGCCUGGAUGACAGAUCCAUUAGCAUCAGAGAAAAAUAACCGAGUCUGGUACAUGGAUGGCUACACUAACAAUAAAAUUGUCCGUGAAUAUAAAUCCAUUGCAGACUUUGUCAGCGGGGCUGAGUCAAGGACAUACAACCUUCCCUUCAAAUGGGCAGGAACCAACCAUGUCGUCUACAACGGCUCCCUCUAUUUCAACAAGUACCAGAGCAACAUCAUCAUCAAGUACAGCUUCGACAUGGGGCGGGUGCUCGCGCAGCGCAGCCUCGAGUACGCCGGCUUUCACAACGUCUACCCUUACACCUGGGGCGGCUUCUCCGACAUAGACCUGAUGGCGGACGAAAUCGGCCUUUGGGCGGUGUACGCCACCAACCAGAACGCAGGCAACAUCGUCAUCAGCCAGCUCAACCAGGACACGCUGGAGGUGCUGCAGAGCUGGAGCACAGGCUACCCCAAGAGGAGCGCUGGAGAGUCCUUCAUGAUCUGCGGCACCUUGUACGUCACCAACUCGCACUUAACAGGAGCCAAGGUCUACUACUCUUACUCCACAAAAACCUCCACCUACGAGUACACAGACAUUCCUUUCCAUAAUCAGUAUUUCCAUAUAUCCAUGCUUGACUACAACGCAAGAGAUCGAGCUCUCUAUGCCUGGAAUAACGGACAUCAAGUCCUCUUUAAUGUCACUCUUUUCCAUGUCAUUAAAACUGAAGACGACUCAUAAUUCUUUUUCCCUUCCCGUCCCCCCACCUCCCUCCCUCGAAGCAGUGUCAUUUGUGAUCAGCUCCAAAGCAUCCACCGCUCUUGGUUCCUGUUAAUCCACAUUUCUUUUUUCAUUAACGAAAAGUGGCAUUUC